AUGACGGCCUGGUCUAUGGUAGGGAAGCUGAAAAUGGAGAAGAGGCACUCCAGAGAAGACAGAAAUGUGGAACAAGAUGCUGGGGAAUGCAGUGCUGAGUCUGAGGAAUGGACGAGCUCAGAAAGCGAACCUGAGCAACCGUACUUCAGAAGCGGCUGUAGCAAUGCUCAGUGGAGAGAAAAGGAGGUUUCCACUAAACCACAUCGGCCACUCUGCCGGUCCCCUUGUUUGGAUCGGCCAAGUUUUUCACAGAGCAGUAUCACACAAGACAUGAAGCUAGACGAAUGCAAAACAAAUUUGGACAAGGAAUACCAAGCUAAAAUGGAUUUUGCAUUAAAGCUUGGGUAUGCAGGAGAUCAGAUCCAGGCUGUACUGAACAAAUUGGGAGCAGAUGCGCUCAUCAAUGAUGUUCUGGCAGAGCUUGUGAGACUUGGCAACAAAAGCGAAUCAGAGGGACAAAGCGGUGCCAGCAGUACUGCUAGUACUCUGGUGCCAAGAGGCCCUUGCCCAAAGGAAAUAGCAAGCCCUGAAUUGUCACUUGAAGAUGAAGUUGUGGAUAACAGUGAUAACCUGAGGCCAAUUGUCAUUGAUGGAAGCAAUGUGGCUAUGAGCCAUGGCAAUAAAGAAGGAUUUUCCUGUCGGGGAAUUCAACUAGCUGUUGACUGGUUUCUGGAAAAAGGACAUAAAGAUAUCACUGUAUUUGUACCGGCAUGGAGAAAAGAACAGUCUCGACCUGAUGCGCCAAUUACAGAUCAAGAAAUCUUACGUAAAUUGGAGAAAGAAAAAAUUCUUGUUUUCACCCCGUCUCGAAGAGUUCAGGGAAGAAGAGUAGUUUGCUAUGACGAUCGAUUCAUAGUAAAACUUGCUUUCGACUCGGAUGGCAUCAUUGUAUCAAAUGACAACUAUCGGGAUCUUCAAAAUGAAAAACCAGAAUGGAAGAAGUUCAUAGAAGAGCGACUGCUAAUGUAUUCUUUUGUGAAUGACAAAUUUAUGCCUCCUGAUGAUCCUUUAGGACGCCAUGGUCCAAGCCUUGAAAAUUUCUUAAGGAAAAGGCCAGUUAUUCCUGAACAUAAGAAACAACCGUGUCCUUAUGGUAAAAAGUGCACCUAUGGGCACAAAUGUAAAUAUUACCACCCAGAACGGGCAAACCAGCCUCAAAGGUCAGUAGCGGAUGAGCUUCGAAUAAGUGCCAAAUUAUCUGCUGUGAAAACUAUGAGUGAGGGAGCCUUGGCCAAAUGUGGCACAGGGCCAUCCAGCUCCAAAGGAGAAAUCAGUUCUGAAGUGAAACGCAUUGCCCCAAAACGUCAGUCAGAUCCAAGCAUUAGAUCAGUAGCUGUGGAGCCUGAGGAAAAGUUAUCAGUAGCCCGGAAGUCUGAGGCCAGCUCUGUCCCGUCUCUGGUUUCUGCAUUAAGUGUACCAACGCUCCCUCCACCAAAAAGCCAUGCAGCUGGUGCAUUAAAUACUCGUUCUGCAAGCAGUCCGGUGCCAGGUUCCUCACAGUUCAUGCAUCAGAAAUCCUCACUGGAACAUAUGUCCAGUGUGCAAUAUCCUCCUAUACUAGUUACCAAUAGCCAUGGCACCUCAGUUAGCUAUACUGACCAGUAUCCCAAAUAUGACUCAUUGGGGGACCAUGGCUAUUACUCCUUACUCAGUGAUUUCUCCAACUUGAGCAUAAGUAGUAUCCGUAACACAGAUUAUUACGGGGCUGAUAUGGACCAGGGGAUGUAUUCUAGAAACUCAAGCCCCUGUCCUGACAGUUGCUUAAGCCAUACAAGUAAUGAUUCUUAUUCCUCUUACAAUGACUUGUAUCUGGGUGUAGCAGAUGCCAGUCCAGAAGACAAUGUGAAGAUCCACAGACUGCCAUCGCAAAAUCGUCUUCAGCCUUUUUCCCAUGGUUACCAUGAAGCCUUAAAUAGAGUUCAGAGUUACGGAACUGAAGAGCCUAAGCAAUCCCUUCGCAAACAGUCAGUUUCCCACUUAGGCCUACAUGCCCAGCAUCCAGUUGUUGGAGCACGGUCCAGUUGUCCAGGAGAAUACCCUGUGCCUCAAAAUGUUCAUCCAUCCACCGCACAUCCAAGCCGUGCCUUGGUCAUGACACGAAUGGACAGUAUUUCUGACUCGCGGCUUUAUGAAAGUAACCCUACAAGGCAGAGAAGACCGCCUCUCUGUCGAGAGCAGCAUGCCAGUUGGGAUCCGUUACCAUGUGCAUCCGACUCUUAUACUUAUCACUCGUAUCCGCUGAGUAACAACCUCAUGCAGCCAUGUUAUGAACCUGUAAUGGUAAGAAGCAUGCCUGAGAAGAUGGAGCAACUCUGGAGGAAUCCCUGGAUUGGGAUAUGCGGUGAGCCACGGGAAGCUCAUAUCAUCCCAGAACAUCAGUAUCAAACAUACAAGAACCUCUGCAAUAUUUUCCCUCCAAGCAUUGUCCUUUCUGUGAUGGAAAAGAAUCCCCACAUGACAGAUGCGCAGCAGCUGGCAGCUAUGAUUGUUGCCAAAUUAAGAACAGGGCGUUAA
This is a messenger RNA of Cariama cristata (Red-legged seriema), 2514 nucleotides long. RefSeq names its product zinc finger CCCH-type containing 12B (gene ZC3H12B). Gene Ontology annotation, molecular function: mRNA binding; metal ion binding; RNA endonuclease activity. The coding region runs from base 1 to 2514 and encodes 837 amino acids. The record is from RefSeq and is a predicted model, not a curated record. The transcript has 5 exons. Lineage: Eukaryota; Metazoa; Chordata; Aves; Cariamiformes; Cariamidae. Gene Ontology annotation, cellular component: cytoplasmic ribonucleoprotein granule; nucleus.